Molecule: messenger RNA, 384 nt
Organism: Lactuca saligna
Lineage: Eukaryota; Viridiplantae; Streptophyta; Magnoliopsida; Asterales; Asteraceae
Source: the annotation of a GenBank genome assembly
AUGGCAUCCAUCAACCGAUCAUUACUCAUCACUCUGAUCUCAAUCUACCACAGCACCACCACCAUCGCCUUGAAAUUCCCCGAUAUACGACCUACCAAAGGGGAUCCUCCCCAAUGCCGUCCAAUCAUCGUCUUCUACAACAUGAACAUCAUAGACAGAUUGAGUAAUGGAUCGGUCUCUGUCAUCUCUAGUAUUGAAGAAAAAGAAUCUUUGUCAUGGAUGAGUGUUUCGGGUAUGGAUAUGGAAUCGGAUUCUGAUAUGCCCGUGUUUAAUGUUAAGGGUGGUUUGCGGAAGAAAUUCCAUGCUGUUUUGUUCAAGGAUGUGCCCGAUUGUGAUAGUGAAGCUUACACACAUGAAUCAGAAUCCCACUCUCAAUCGAUUUAA